Molecule: messenger RNA, 114 nt
Organism: Rotaria sp. Silwood2
Lineage: Eukaryota; Metazoa; Rotifera; Eurotatoria; Philodinida; Philodinidae
Source: the annotation of a GenBank genome assembly
AUGCAAUCUCAGAUCGCUGCCAAAAAUUCACCGAAUAAACAAUCGGGUUGGCAACAAAUUGAAAUGAUUUUAUCACGUUGUCAUCAACUACAUCGUGAGAAACAACAAUCCGAA